Messenger RNA from Zingiber officinale, 1468 nucleotides. Its product is annotated as brix domain-containing protein ZK795.3-like. Lineage: Eukaryota; Viridiplantae; Streptophyta; Magnoliopsida; Zingiberales; Zingiberaceae. Gene Ontology annotation, molecular function: snoRNA binding; rRNA primary transcript binding. The transcript has 8 exons. The record is from RefSeq and is a predicted model, not a curated record. Gene Ontology annotation, biological process: rRNA processing. Gene Ontology annotation, cellular component: small-subunit processome; nucleolus; Mpp10 complex. Bases 788 to 1468 code for a protein of 226 amino acids.
AUCGGUUUUUUUAACCGAUGUCUAUAAGUGCCCUUUUUUCAUUAAUAGACAUCGAUUUUAAUAGCGGUUUUUAAAACCCAGUGCCUAUGAUAGUUUCCUUGUUCUAUCUACGACAUCGGAUAGUAAAAAUCCGUUGUUAAAAGUGGUGUUAAUGAACCAAAAUAAAAUAAUUUAAUUUUUCCACCAAUAUUUAGCCAAAAUUUGUAACACUUUACUCUUCCCUCCCAACCUAAACCUAUAUCGCACCUGUAUACCGUCGCGACGCCACCACUACUUUCCUCUUCGCCGCUGGAAUAUUUUAACAAAAUGUCUUUCUCUGGGUUUGUUCGCGACCUUUCUCUCUGCGCUUCUCACAGUUCUCAUGGGAGUGGUAGAGGCGGGCGACACCAGAUGCAACCCAAGCUCCCAGAUCUGGCUACUGGCACUAACCCUAGCAGCAUUCCCCCUCUCAAUGCCUCCUAGGGCUACCAGAUCUGUGCUUCUCACAGUUCUCUUGGUCAGAAUCACUAAGUUUAUGAAAUCAACUCUACGUGGUGGAGCAAUACUUGUGCUUGUUUGUGUUAUAUCUUCCUGCAAUUUUGUGUGAAGUGCUUGGUAUCCCCAAGUCGAUAUCUUUGAAAUCCUUUAGUAUUAUCCUUCUGUUAGGUUAGACCACCAAAGUGCAAAGGAGCAGAGAUGGGUUUGUAACGAGCUUGGCCUGAGGAUGAGUAUGCCACCGCAUCAGAAAAGGAUCCAAAGAUUUUGUUGACUACAUCUCAAGCAUCAAAGCUCUGUCCGUAAGUUUGACAUGAUUAUGCUAUUCAUUUUGGAAUUAAAAUUGGUGUUUCCCAACGCAGUGAGAAUGAACCGUGGUAGUCAGGUGAUCUCAGAAAUUAUUGAGUUUUGCCGAGCGCAUGAAUAUACAGAUGUUAUUUUUGUGCAUGAACAUCGUGGUGAGCCUGAUAAUUUGGUCAUUUGCCACUUGCCAUUUGGUCCAACUGCAUUCUUUGAGUUGCUGAAUGUGCUUGGUCAAAGGACUGCAAACAUCCUUAAACAUCUCUUUACUGUGCCUAAACCUGAAACUAAACGAAUAAUCACAUUUGCCAACAAGUCCGAUUACAUCUCAUUCAGUUUACAAAUCUCAAGUACUCCAGAGUUGAAAUUGAUGAAGUGCGGUUCGACUACUGAGAUCCAAUGGAUUAAGUCACUUUUGACAUAUCUGUUUCUUCCGAUUACCACGCCUGCUGUGCUGUUUACUGAUAAUUUGGGUGUCACAUAUCUUUCAGCUAAUCCUAUUUUUCACUCUCGGAUGAAAUAUCUGGCUAUUAAUUAUCACUUUGUUCGUGAUCUGGUACAAGCCUUUGAACUACGAGUUACUCAUAUUCCUGCUGAGGAUCAGUUGACUGAUGCACUUACAAAGUCACUUUCUCGACCUCGGUUGUUUGCUAUUUACAGCAAGAUUGAUGUCAUUUCUGAGACACCAUCUUGA